AUGCCGGAAGAAGAAGAACAAAAAGAAGAAGCAGCAGCCGCCGUCUCUACCAUGCCGAUUUCGCCUCUGCCAUGGCCUGAAUCGGCCGUUUCGCCCGAUACGGCCCGAUUCAGCGCGAAUCGGGCCAAGUCUAAGCCGCCUACCAACAAAGUGGCUGGCUGGUUUGACGAGGUACAGAAACUGAAAGAAGAUGUGAGCAAAACUCUUCAAGAUGUUGAGGAACAAGAGCAGAACAAGUGUCUCGCAAGUUGUUGUCCCAAAAACUGUUGGCGAAGCUACAAGCUAGGAAACAGAGUAAGCAAAAUGCUCGAUGAAGUAGAAAAGCUGAAGAAUAAAGGUCGAUUCGACGUUGUGGUUGCAAAGAUGCAUAAUUCCGUUAGCAAGAAGCCUAUGGAUGAGACCGUGGGUUUAGAUCCCAAGCUUCAAAUCGUCCAGAGAUGCAUUGAUGACAAGAGUCUGAGAAUCAUUGGCUUAUAUGGAAUUGGGGGUGUCGGAAAGACUGCCCUCCUUGAAAGAAUAAACAAUCUGUUCUUGAGCCGAAGCCAUGAUUUUGAUGAAGUUAUUUUGGUUCCUGUAUCAAAACAACCAGACGUGAAAAAAAUUCAGAGAACAAUUUUACAAAAAUUAGGUCUCGAAGAAAGACUUCGUUUGGUUUCUAUGGGGUAUAAUGCCUUACAAAUAUAUGAGAGGCUAGAAGAGAGAAAAUUUUUGUUAUUGUUAUAUGAUGUAUGGGAACGGCUUGAUCUCAACCGUGUAGGAAUUCCUCUUCCAAAUGAUCAGAAUGAGUCCAAAGUAAUAUUUACAACCCGAUCAGAGGAAGUUUGUGGCCUUAUGGGAACUCAGCAAAAUAUCAAGGUAGAGUGUUUAAAACAAGAAGAAGCCUUAUGUUUGUUUCGGAUGAAGGUGGGUGAAAACACUUUUAAUUAUGAUCCACGUAUACCGAAGCUUGCAGAAGUUAUGGCUACAGAAUGCAAAGGCUUGCCGCUAGCUCUGGUCACUGUUGGGCGUGCAAUGGCUAGUAGGAAGGAUCCAGCUGACUAGGAGUCUGAAAUAGCCGCAUUGAGGAACACUCCUUCAGAGUUUCCAGGCAUGGAUUCCGUUCUGCUUCCUUUGAAGUUUAGUUUCGAAAAACUGCAGAAUGCUACCCAUAAGUCUUGUUUCUUGUAUUGUUGUCUAUUCCCUGAUGGAUAUAACAUCAGUAUAGAAGAACUCAUUGAAUAUUGGAGAGCAGAAAGGUUUCUAGAUGAAUAUGACCGUGACGGAGAAUAUAUAAUCAGAAGUUUGAAGCGUGCAUGUUUACUAGAGAGUGGUGAAUCAGAAAAGUUCGUUAGGAUGCACAGUUUGAUCCGUGACAUGGCGUGGUGGGAAUGUAAAGACAAGGUUGCAAAAUUCAUCAAAAGAGAUGUUGAGUCAGAUGAAUAAUGCGAAUUAAGAAUAUGGAAUGAAGUAGAAAGGUUGUCUUUGUGGGAUUAUAGUAUAGAUGAUGUCCUCAUAAAUUCUUCACCGUCAUGCAUAGAACAUUUCUGCGAAAAUGUCACGCAGUUACCGAAUCUCCGUACUAUGAUUUGUAAGGUUCCAAUGUUAACAACAUUUCUAGCUGGUUUCUUCCCUUUGAUGUCUGCUUUGACACUAUUGGAUUUGUCAAAUAGUUUUCUCUUACGUGAGUUACCCCAGGAGAUUGGUAAAUUAAUCAACUUGGAAUAUCUUAAUGUCUCUGAAACUGCUAUCACUGAAUUGCCGGCUGAAAUUCAACGUUCGGAAAAUUAAGAUGCUUGAUAUUAAAUGGAACAAAAAUUUGGGAAAUACAA
Messenger RNA from Quercus robur (English oak), 1808 nucleotides. Its product is annotated as probable disease resistance protein At5g43730. Lineage: Eukaryota; Viridiplantae; Streptophyta; Magnoliopsida; Fagales; Fagaceae. The record is from RefSeq and is a predicted model, not a curated record. Gene Ontology annotation, molecular function: ADP binding. The transcript is spliced from 3 exons. The coding region runs from base 1 to 1041 and encodes 346 amino acids.